AUGAGUGCAUUUUCGGAGGAACAUAAUAGGUAAAGCAAAUUAAAUAUCGUAAUUUAAAGGGAUAAUUCAAAUGAGCCCCCGAGGAAAUAGGAGAACAACAAGAAAGUUCACGAGUAUCCAGAGGAUUGGCCUAUGAAUCAUUCGCCUAGAUUUACUCCUAUGCAAUAUUCGUAAUUGUUUCCUCAUAUUCCUCCUCCCUUGGAUCUUGAAAACAAAGGUAUUUCGGGAAUUUAAUGAGGUUUCAAUGACUAUGAUCCCUAGAAAUAUCUGAAUAGCGAUAAAAAGGGUCAAAGCAGCUAUGCAUUUCGAAAACAUUCAUAGGGAGAAGUUCCGCAAAUCGAUCAUAUGGAUGACGACCCACAUCGAAACCCGUAUGCUUUCGGUUACUAUCCGAUGAAAUACCCUCCAUAACCUAUGAUGAUGAAAUACCCCCCAGGUCAACAGUUCAUGGUCUCACCAUGGUAUCCACCGAGACCUCCUUAAUAAAUGAUGCCGCCUUAUUGUUACUACCCUCCUAUGUAUGAUGGUCUUCAAUGUCAGAAUACUGUUUCAAAGGAACUUCAAUCUAAAGUCUUUCAAUUAGUCUCAUAUCAAAAGGUUUCUGAUUUUCAGUGCAAUUGUAAAAAAAGUAAAUGCCUCAAACUUUAUUGUGAGUGUUUUGCCAAUAAUGGGGUAUGAUAUAACUUCCUAAAUUUUUACAACAAGGUGUGUUCACAGAGUUGUAAUUGCCAAGAUUGUAAAAAUAGAAUAGAUAAUCCUCAAGAGAGAUCAAAAGCAAUAGAAGAAGCCUUGUUACGAAAUGCUGAUGCAUUUGUGCAAUGUUUUUCAACCAAGGGAGGUGCGCAAUUCGUUCAAUAAGGUAUAUUGUUUUGUAAUCGAAGAUAAACCACUUAAAGAGCCAUCAAAGGACAACUCCAGUGUCAUUCGGAAAGGAUGUAAUUGCAAAAAGUCUGGAUGCAAAAAAAAGUAUUGUGAAUGUUACAGUCAAAACAUCAGAUGUAACGAACUUUGUAAAUGUGAACAUUGUUUAAAUAAGACUGAUGCUGAAAUAUAGGCUCAACAAGAUCUAGGUCAAGAGGGUCUCUAUAAUUUGAGCAAAGGCAAUCAAAAAUAAAAAAAAGUAAAAUUGGAGAAACAUGAGGAAAAAAGCGAUUCUCCUAUUGUUCAAUUGGAAAUCAAUCUAAAGAAGAAUAAUCAACAUAAGGUGAAGAAACAAGAGAACAAUUGAAC
This is a messenger RNA of Paramecium octaurelia, 1230 nucleotides long. NCBI's taxonomy places the organism in Eukaryota, Ciliophora, Oligohymenophorea, Peniculida, Parameciidae. The record is from the annotation of a GenBank genome assembly.